UUUUUUUGUCAGGAAGGUAAAGACGUGUGCUGGUUAGUUCGCUAAAUUUUUAUUCCGCAUUCUGAUUUGCCGUCGCUGAAACAUAGCAGCAGAACUAGCAGCGUAUCCAGAUCCCAUAAUCAUCAUCAUCAUAAAAAAUAUCCUAUAACUAAAAACCGCUUGAAAAUGCCGCAACAAAAAACAAACGGACAUAGCACCACCGCCAAUGGUUUCAAUGGCAGCGGCAGCAAUGGCAAUUCAUAUGAUAUGGAGGACGGACAAACAUUCCUUUUCACUUCGGAAUCUGUGGGCGAGGGACAUCCAGACAAAAUGUGUGAUCAAAUCAGUGACGCCAUUCUCGAUGCACAUCUAAAACAAGAUCCCAACGCAAAGGUGGCAUGUGAAACUGUCGCCAAAACAGGCAUGAUUUUGCUUUGUGGCGAGAUCACAUCAAAAGCUGUUGUCGACUACCAGAAGGUGGUCCGUGAAACAGUCCAACACAUUGGCUAUGAUGACUCCUCCAAAGGUUUCGAUUGGAAGACGCUAAAUCUGCUUGUCGCCAUUGAACAACAGUCUCCAGAUAUUGCCAACGGAGUCCAUGUGAAUCGCGAAGAAGAUGAUGUCGGCGCUGGUGAUCAGGGAAUCAUGUUUGGCUAUGCCACAGACGAGACCGAGGAAUGUAUGCCCCUUACUGUAGUGCUUGCCCACAAGUUGAAUGAAAAGAUCGCCGAACUGCGUCGCUCAGAUGUCUUCUGGUGGGCACGUCCCGAUUCCAAGACCCAAGUCACCUGCGAAUAUUUGUUUAAUCAGGGUUCGGCAGUGCCCAAGCGCGUUCAUACCAUUGUGGUCUCUAUGCAGCACUCUGAGAAGAUUUCACUCGAGACUUUGCGUUCUGAGGUCAUGGAGAAAGUAGUGAAAGUUGUCAUUCCCGCCAAAUACUUUGAUGCCAACACCAUUGUCCACAUUAAUCCAUGUGGAUUGUUCGUUAUCGGUGGCCCGAUGGGUGAUGCCGGUCUGACGGGACGCAAAAUUAUUGUCGACACCUAUGGAGGAUGGGGUGCUCAUGGUGGCGGUGCAUUUUCGGGCAAGGAUUUCACAAAGGUCGAUAGAUCAGCUGCUUAUGCAGCUCGCUGGGUGGCUAAAUCCCUGGUCAAGGCUGGACUCUGCAAGCGUUGUCUUGUCCAGGUCUCUUAUGCCAUCGGUCUGGCCGAGCCCCUGUCCAUAACCGUCUUCGAUUAUGGCACCUCACACAAGUCACAAAAGGAGCUACUGGAGAUUAUCAAACGUAACUUUGAUCUAAGACCCGGCAAGAUUGUCAAGGACCUGAAUCUGCGCCAGCCAAUUUACCAACGCACUAGCACAUAUGGACACUUUGGACGUGAUGGUUUCUCUUGGGAGCAGGCAAAGCAUUUGGAAAUCAAUUGACUAGACGCUAAUUUUCAACCGAGUCCCAAAAGGUUAAAGUUAACCGAAACGGAAACGGAUUCAGCACCGGCAACAUCUGCAGCAACAACAAUAGCAAAGGCAACAACAACAACAGCAACAGCAACAACGUAAUUUUUAGUUAGUUUCUGUUUAUUUGCGUUCAACUCCAGCUUUUAAACCCAAUUCGAUGUGUUCACACAUCUUUCUAUUAGUUAGUUGUACGUGGUUGUUGUCGUCUAAAUUAACUUACUUAAUAGUUAUACAUAUAUAUAAAUAUAUAUAACAUAUAAAUUUGCUUCCUCAAAAAGAAGAACAGACAGACAGACACACAGAACACACAAAACACACUAAACACACACACAUACACACAAAAGUAGUUAGUCGUCUCCUUGCAUUGUAUGUAGUUCAGUUACCAAUCAAAAGCUAAAGCAAAAACAAAAACAAACAAUUGUAAAAAUCCCCCUUUUAAUUUGUCUUUUGGCUAAGCAUAUUUCUCAUGUUGUUUUGUUUAAACAAAAAAUUGUAUACAUAUAUAUAUAUUUUAUACGUUUUUAUUAUUGCUACUAUCUAUCUCUAUGUAUGUUGUCAAAUUGUGUGCUUUAACUGUAUGUUUUUUUAAAUCCCCCCGCCCCCCAAAAAGCAAAUUUCUGAUUGUACAUUAAUUUUUUUUCUCUUGUAUUUGCUAUACAACCAACUAUAUAAAAAAUAAUGUAUUUUCCUUUACAAAAAUAUAUUACAAAAUACACAUAAAAUGUUUGUAAUGUUAACAAAAAAAAAACAAAAAGAAAACAAAAAACAAAUGAAAAAAGACGUACAAGUUCUGCGUACACGGCUCUUCAUUUAGGUAUUUUUUUAUAAAAUAAGAAUAUACAAUUAAAAAGAUAAGUUUAACAAACAAAAAAAAAAUGACAAAAAGAGCAGACACCACACACACACACACACACAGCCAGCCACCAUAUGACAAAUGACAGCCAAUCUCCAAAUAAGUCGCAGUUGAUAUUUCAUGAAACGCGCCAAAAAUAACGUAACUUAUAAUAGCUAUCGUUUAAAUAGCUGACAAACUACACAGAUCCAUAUGCAAUAAAACUUAAUCGACUUUUAACAAUGGA
Drosophila willistoni is the source of this 2513-nucleotide messenger RNA. RefSeq names its product S-adenosylmethionine synthase (gene Sam-S). Gene Ontology annotation, molecular function: methionine adenosyltransferase activity; ATP binding. Lineage: Eukaryota; Metazoa; Arthropoda; Insecta; Diptera; Drosophilidae. Gene Ontology annotation, biological process: S-adenosylmethionine biosynthetic process. The transcript has 7 exons. The record is from RefSeq and is a predicted model, not a curated record. Bases 166 to 1404 code for a protein of 412 amino acids. Gene Ontology annotation, cellular component: cytosol.